Molecule: messenger RNA, 4463 nt
Organism: Cyprinodon tularosa
Lineage: Eukaryota; Metazoa; Chordata; Actinopteri; Cyprinodontiformes; Cyprinodontidae
Gene: ephb3a
Product: eph receptor B3a
Exons: 15
Coding region: 498-3170 (890 amino acids)
Biological process (GO): axon guidance; protein phosphorylation; cell surface receptor protein tyrosine kinase signaling pathway
Cellular component (GO): neuron projection; plasma membrane
Molecular function (GO): transmembrane-ephrin receptor activity; protein binding; ATP binding
Source: RefSeq, a predicted model, not a curated record
CUCGGUCUCUGUUGCCAUUCCGACGCACAUCCCUCGCAGAGGAGCAGCAUCCUGGAGGAGCCGGACAGGCUGAGCAUUUCCAGACCCCCUCCGCGGAGAGAGGACUUCACCCCGGGGUUCCCGUCCUCGCCCUCCCGCCCAGGGAGAGAGCCCCCCCACCCGGCGCAGAGAUGCGCCCCUGGAUCGGAGCUGCCUGUCGGUAAAGUCACACAAAGAGAAGGAGACUGAGAAACGGCGCAACGCCGCCGACCAACCGGAGGAGUGAUAACGGCUCCAGCCCGCAUGCUUUCAGACUGAGGAUUUUUUUUUUUUUUUUGCGGGGCAAUAAGACCCCCUCCCUUCCACCCCCCCUAUCCCACCCGCUUCUCCCAGACUCCCAGCUGAAGGUAUGAGAGGAAGCAGCCCCGCUGCUGCUGCGGCGCUCUGCGUUUAGGUCUCCAGUCCGUCCGCGGGGCUCCAGUCAGCGCACCUUUCUUCAUGAGGCUACAUCCAGGUUUAUGACGAUGGAUUACCUGCUUUGGGUGUGCAGCCUGGUGGUCCCUGCGGUCCUGGCUGUGGAAGAAACCCUCAUGGACAGUCGGUGGGCUACCACAGAGCUGGCGUGGACCACCUUCCCAGAGAGCGGGUGGGAGGAAGUGAGUGGAUACGAUGACUCCAUGAGCCCGAUCCGAACGUAUCAGGUGUGCAACGUCAGACAGCCAAACCAGAACAACUGGCUGAGGACAGAUUUCAUCCCCCGCAGAGGAGUGCUUCGGGUCUAUGUGGAGCUCAAGUUCUCCGUCCGUGACUGCGCGAGCAUCCCCAACAUCCCGGGCUCCUGCAAGGAGACUUUCAAUCUGUUUUACUACGAGUCGGAUGGGGACGUAGCUACAGACACCAGCCCUCUGUGGAGGGAGAACCCUUACGUGAAGGUGGAUACUAUUGCUCCGGAUGAGAGCUUCUCUCUGCUGGAAGCCGGCAGGAUCAACACCAAAGUGCGCAGCUUUGGCCCCCUCUCCAGGGCGGGAUUCUACCUGGCUUUCCAGGAUCUGGGAGCCUGCAUGUCACUCAUUUCAGUCAGGGUUUUCUUCAGGAAGUGCUCCACCACCAUUGCCAAUUUUGCUGUCUUCCCCGAGACUGCCACAGGUGCGGAAGCUACUUCCUUAGUGAUUGCACCGGGGGCCUGUGUGGCCAACGCCAUGGAGGUUUCUGUCCCUCUGAAGCUGUACUGCAACGGGGACGGCGAGUGGAUGGUUCCGGUGGGCUCGUGCACCUGUGUUGCCGGAUAUGAGCCGUCUGCAGACAGCACACAGUGCCAGGCUUGCAUUCCUGGGACCUUCAAAUCCAAAUUUGGUGAGGGAACGUGCGCUCCCUGUCCGUCCAACAGUCGCACCAGUUCACGAGGAGCCAACAUUUGUCCCUGCCUGGGCGGCUUCUUCCGUGCUGACAGUGACCCGCCGGACUCUCCCUGCACCACCAUCCCCUCGGCCCCUCGCAACGUCAUAUCCAGCGUGAACGAGACCUCUCUGUCCUUGGAGUGGGAGGAACCUGAGGACACGGGCGGGCGGGGGGACCUGGUCUACAACGUGGUGUGCAAGAAGUGUCUACGCGACCGGAGCCCGUGCACGCGCUGCGAUGACAACGUGGACAUCGCUCCGCGCCGCCUGGGGAUGAGGCAGAGGAAGGUGGUGGUGAGGAACCUGCAGGCUCACACCCGCUACAGCUUCGAGGUCCAGGCUGUCAACGGGGUGUCUGGGAAAAACCCGUCCUCUCCUAACUACUCCACCGUCAACAUCACCACCAACCAGGCCGCUCCUUCAGCUGUGCCAACAGUCCAUCUGAUGCGCUCCACUGCAGACACCCUCAGCCUGUCAUGGCUGCCCCCUGAGAAACCCAACGGCGUCAUCCUCGACUAUGAGAUUAAAUACCAGGAGAGAGAACAGGGGAUGAUGCACACCAUCACAUCCCAGCACAGCUCAGCCAAGCUGGAGGGGCUGAGGCCGGCCACCGCCUACGUGGUGCAGGUCAGAGCUCGGACGGUCGCUGGAUACGGACGCUACAGCAACCCCAUGGACUUCAGCACCAACCUGCACAGCGACCCCCAGAAGUCAGUCCAGGACCAGCUGCCUCUCAUCAUCGGCUCGGCCUCCGCCGGCCUGGUGGUGGUUGUUGCCUUGGUGGUUAUCGCUGUUGUCUGCCUUAAGAAGCAGCGCAGCGGGUCGGAGCUGGAGUACACCGAGAAACUACAGCAGUACAUUUCUCCAGGGGUUAAAGUCUACAUCGACCCCUUCACCUACGAGGACCCCAACGACGCGGUUCAUGAGUUCGCCAAAGAGAUAGACAUCUCCUGUGUGAAAAUCGAAGAAGUCAUCGGUGCAGGUGAAUUUGGCGAAGUGUGCCGCGGUCGCCUGAAGCAAGCCGGCCGCAGGGAGAUGGUGGUGGCGAUCAAGACGCUGAAGGCGGGCUACACCGAGCGCCAGAGGCGAGACUUUCUGGCAGAGGCCUCCAUCAUGGGUCAGUUCGACCACCCCAACGUAAUUCGGCUGGAGGGCGUCCUGACACGGAGCUGCCCCGUCCUCAUCAUCACUGAAUUCAUGGAGAACGGAGCCCUGGAUUCCUUCCUGAGGCUCAACGACGGCCGCUUUACCAUGACGCAGCUGGUCGGGAUGCUGCGUGGCAUCGCUGCCGGGAUGAAGUACCUGUCAGACAUGAACUACGUGCACCGGGACCUCGCUGCACGGAACAUCCUGGUCAACAGCAACUUGGUCUGCAAGGUCUCUGACUUUGGCCUCUCGCGCUUCCUGGAUGACACCUCUGCUGACCCCACUUACACAAGCUCCCUGGGAGGAAAGAUUCCCAUUCGGUGGACGGCGCCGGAAGCCAUCGCCUUCAGAAAGUUCACCUCCGCCAGUGACGUAUGGAGUUACGGCAUCGUCAUGUGGGAGGUGGUGUCCUACGGAGAGAGGCCAUACUGGGACAUGAGCAACCAGGACGUAAUGACUGCCGUAGAACAGGACUACCGGCUGCCCCCGCCCAUGGACUGCCCCAUGGUUCUGCACCAGCUGAUGCUGGAGUGCUGGAUGAAGGAGAGAAACCUGAGGCCUAAGUUCUCCCGCAUCGUCAGCACCUUGGAUAAGCUGCUCCGCAACGCCGCGAGCCUCAAGGUGGUGACCAGCAGCUACUCAGGGUGAGUCAGACAUGGAUCUGCUGCGGCUGGGAGGAACGCUGCCGGGACACAACAGGAAGAGCCCGGAAGACAGUCAGGAAAUCAUCCGACAACAGAUGAGCCAAACUCUUCCCAUCAGAGUGUGAACUGCUGCAAAGCAAAGGGUGGCAAAAGAAAAGAAAGAAUAAAAAAAAAAACUACCUAGAAACUCUGACCCAGAGGAUCUGAUGUACAAAGUUUAAAAAACAACAAAGAGGCGGAUAAAAGACGAAGGCGAUGAAAGUGGACCGCUUCGGAGGCUUCCUUCCCACUGGAGACUUAAUGUCUGUAUAAAGAGGACUUCCCAUUGCAGUGUGUGUGCUCAUUACUUGACACUUGUGGAUUUGUGACUGUUGACAUGAAGCCAAACUUCUUAUUGGACCCUCUCAGGUUGUGUUUGCAUGCCUGCAUGAGUUUUGUUUCUUUUUUUUUUUCUUUCUGCUGGGUGGGAAUCAGUGUUUCCUUCUCCUCGCCAUCGCGCCAAGGAAGGCGAGCUCCCAGAGGCGACUGCGACUCGCCGUCUAGAUGACGCAACAGUGCCAAAAUGGAGCCAAUCCAACCUUCAUCACAGCUAGACCUCUCUACACCUUCAAUCUGCUCAAUCUUCCUCCUUUUUUUUUUUUCUUAUUGUUGUCGUUGUUGUUUAAAUCCCGACCAAAUAUGUUGCCGAAGCUAUUUUGGCGAUGAGAAAUAAGAAACUUUUCGUCCUCUUCCUUUUAAAUACUGUCUUCCACUCAAACGUACUGGGAGCUCCGUGUUUUAUGAACCUGUACAAAGCAUCCAAGUCUUCACCCCCGUCUCUUCCUGUCGGAGGGGAGAGACGUAGCUGACACUGUGCGGGACACGUCAUGUGCAUGCCAAAGUGGAAACUCCGUGACGAGAGAAAAUAAACUACCAAGUUCCACGUUUGCUGUUGCUUUGGUGGCAUCUUGCUGUAUCGGGCUUUAACGUCCACGUUUUCUUAACCUUCUUUGACUCAUAAACGCAUUGAUUUGAAUGCUAAGUUAUUACCUGAUACUGCAAUUUUUUGUUUUCCUUUUAUUGUUUUUUUUUCAGUUUUUUUACUCGAGCUUAACUUUUUUAUUACAAUGCUUGCGUUGCUCCCCCUCAACUCAGUAAGAAACAGGACAGAUGUGAAUGAUGGAAUUAAGGGUGGGCGAAUUAUCUUUAAAAUCACAGAAGAGAUUGUGUCAGGAUCGAUGUCAGGCCUCUUCCUAGACUUUUAUUCUGAAAAUCACAGAUUAGUGGGAACCUUAAACUGACCCAGAAAUGUAGGGGG